This is a messenger RNA of Ruditapes philippinarum (Manila clam), 4042 nucleotides long. RefSeq names its product calcium permeable stress-gated cation channel 1-like. Gene Ontology annotation, molecular function: calcium-activated cation channel activity. The record is from RefSeq and is a predicted model, not a curated record. Gene Ontology annotation, cellular component: plasma membrane. The transcript is spliced from 25 exons. Lineage: Eukaryota; Metazoa; Mollusca; Bivalvia; Venerida; Veneridae. The coding region runs from base 216 to 2711 and encodes 831 amino acids.
UGUUGUAACUAUAGAAUGUUUACGUAGAUUUUUAUUGUGAUUUCUAUUGAUUGAUUAUCUACAUUAUGUUUGUAUGGUUUAUAUAGGGAAUUCACUGUUAAGAUCACAUGGAAUGAGCCAAAUUUCAAAGCUUCAAAGAAUCGAUAUGAUGUAUGUCCAUCAACCUUAAUUGUGAGAAGAAUUAGCCAAUUUUAAAACAGAAAUAAAGCUGAGUCAUGGAGUUACUACAAAACGAUCCUAAAAGCAGUAACUUUAGCAGCGAUACAUGUUCUUUUCCUCUUGUUUCUGGCAAUAAGACAAGCGUCAUCUACGAGGGGUAUCUAUAUGGUGGAAUCCCGGAAAAUCUCAUAAUUAAUGCUGUUGUAUGGGUGGUUUUGCUGUUUUUGUUUGCGGUAUUAAGAAGGGUAGCAUGGGACUAUGGUAGAAUAGCACUGGUUAGUCGACAAGAGGAAAAUGACGAAAUAUCCAGGAGAGAAUCAGGAGAGAAUAAAUACAAUGUAUGGACUUCUUUGUUUUAUGGUGAACAUGAAGGAAACCGUCAUUAUGGUUCUAUGGAAUCCCUUGACUCACAGCUUCAUGCUCAAGACAGGGGAUUCUGUUCUUGGAUCACUGCAUUCAUCAGAGUAAAGGACUCAGACAUUGUAAAGAAAUGCGGCAUGGAUGCACUACAGUACAUCACAUUUCAGCGCUAUAUAUUACUGUAUGUGCUUGUUGUCUGUGUGCUUUCAACUGCCAUUAUAAUACCUGUCAACUUUACUGGCAGUAACAUUGGAAAUGCUACUGAUUUUGGGCACACUACAAUAGCUAAUCUUGAUGCAGAUUCAAACUUGCUGUGGAUUCAUGCCAUUCUAGCUGUUGUGUUCCUGGCAUUAGUUGUCAUAUUUAUGAGACAUUUCUCAGUCAAUCUCACCUUUGAUGAUGAUGAACAGGUAACCAAGACCCUGAUGAUAGCAAACAUUCCCAAAGAUAAAUGUUAUCGUAAUGGGAUAAUGCAACAUUUUCAAGAAGGAUACCCAGAGGUACAUGUACAAGAUGUACAAUUCGCAUAUGAUGUAGAAAAACUAAUGGAUCUUGAUAAUAAAAGGGCUGCUGCAAAAGAGGCACGCAUGAACUCUGAAAUAGAGUUACAGAAAACUGGACAUCGUCCAACAGUUAAACCGUACACUUGUGGUCAGUGUAUUUUCUGUGCAGAGUCCUGUGGUUGUGUUGAAUUGGAUGCUAUAACAUACUACGGAGAUGAAGAGACAAGAUUAGUGGAGGAAUGUGAGAAAGAGAAAGUGAACGCCUACAAGAGUUCCCUCGGUGUCGCUUUUGUUACCUUUGAAAAUGUCACCAUGGCUGAAAGUGUUAGGAAGGAUUUCAUACCCACAUGCUGCCACAUUUUCAAAACUAAACAGUUCUACAGGAUAAUGAAUGACUUCCAGCCAUCUUGUAAGGCUUCCCAGAAUCCUCAGCCAUCAUCUAUACAUGUUGACCUAAAUGUCGUAGAGUGGGAGGUCUCUUACGCUCCAUCUCCUGAAAAUAUUUAUUGGUCAAAGUUAUCCCUGAAUGGUUGGAAAUGGUGGUUAAAGGCAAUUAUAAUCAAUUUUGUAGUGGUAAUCUUGCUGUUUUUCCUGACCACACCUUCCAUUAUCCUGACUAACUUGGAUAAACUUAGUUAUAAAGAAUAUAUCAAUAAAACUCACAGUGCAUUACUUGUACAAUUUCUACCCACCUUAUUACUAUGGACUUUCACAGCCCUCCUACCAAACAUUGUAUACUGGUCAGACCAGUAUGUUGGUCACUGGACAAGGAGUUCAGAGCAUCAUGCUAUUAUGUUGAAGACAUUUAUAUUUUUGUUACUGAUGGUUCUCAUCCUGCCAUCCCUUGGUUUAACCAGCGCAAAAGCCCUGUUUGAUAUUUUUGUCCUAGACAAAGGCAAAACUACAAAAUGGAAUUGUAUAUUUCUGGCUGGCAAUGGUGCAUUCUUUGUGAAUUACGUGAUCACCUCGGCAUUUAUUGGCACUGCCCUCGAGUUGCUGAGAUUCUCUGAACUCUUCCUGUAUGGAAUUAAACUUUUAAUGGCUAAAUCAUCUGCUGAGAGAACUUCUGUAAGAAAGCAUGUGUUAUGGGAGUUCCAGUAUGGGAAUGAAUAUGCCUGGUUCCUAUGUGUGUUUGCUAUACUGAUGUCUUACAGUCUCUCAUGUCCCCUCAUUAUGCCAUUUGGUUUGGUAUACAUGAUAUUCAAGCAUAUAGUAGACAGAUAUAACAUCUACUUUGCCUACAAGCCUUCACGUAUCAGUCCACACAUACACUGGACCGCCGUCAACUUUGUUGUUGUCUCAGUUAUCUUUCUACAGUUCAAUUUUGUAUUCUUCUCCGUCGUAAGAGGAAGUUCAGAAACGCCUAUCUCCAUCUUCUCCAUUGUUGUUCUAUUUUUCACUCUCCUGUUCUUCUUUGGUCGAGUCUGUUUUGGCUGCUUCAAAUCAUUCAGUCCAUUUAAAACCAAUAAAUACAAGCAAUUUGAUGAACAGGCUCCAACUAGAAGUGACUCAAACCAGACAUUUGUGGCUAGUGUUUUAUCCGGCUCACAACCAAGAUCUAAGUCCUCUGGGUUAUCAGCAUCUGACACCCUUACACAGUCAUAUGGUGCCAUGGCAACUACAAAGGAUGCUGGGAAUGAAAGAAAUAUACAAGAUGAUGGAGAGGAAAUCACACAAUAUCAGCAAUGAUCGGACAGACUUUUCAGAGUGGGACAACAAUUUAAAGCCAAAAAAAUAAUCUCAGUUGCCUCCUAAAUGAUUUUAUAUAAUUAGUUAUUAUUUUAUCAUAUAAUUCAACAUGUACAGGCCAUUUUUCUCAUUUGAAAAACUUUCUUUAAUGUUUGCAUAAUCACAUCAAUUACAGUUAAGAAGAAAUGGGAUUUAUGAAGCUUUUUGUAACUCAUGUUUAAUGGAAAUUUAUUGAAAUAAUACAAGGAAUGUGGUUAUGAUAUUUAAAAAAGCAAGUAACACAUACGUGAAUUUGAAUAAGGUGGACAAUACAAAACAUGAUGUUAUGACAUUUCAGAUCUCUGCAAGAAAAUUGUGGAAAUUAGAUAUAAGAAUGGGUUUAAAAAACUGGGGGAAAAUAGUAUUUGAUAUAGGAAGUAAUACAAGUGGGCAGAAGUGCAAGAUUUUUUUUGUUUUUGUAAUUUAUUUUUUUCAAUGUUAGAAAUAAUGAGAAAGAAAUUGGGAAAGUACUCUUUAAAAUUGUAUGUUCCUAGUGUUUUUUGGUUUUUAUACUGUGAUGAUGAAAUUGAAUUAAGUCUGAUUUCAGGGUAUUGUUGUAAUAUAAUAGUAACCAUGACAUAGAAUAAGUCAAACUAUAUAACAUUUCAUGCAAAUGAGAAGUUGUCACUGUAUAUGUCAUGUUAUAAUGACAGUAAAUAUGUAUGUAGUUGCUUAAGUUAUAUUAUAUGUGUUCAUAUAAAUGUUAUAUAGUGAAGUUUGAUUGUAAAACAUGUACAAAUACAUGUAAGUGAGAGAAAUUGAAACAAGUUGUAAUUUAGUUGAGGGUGAAAGUUGGAAAAAUCAAGAGCAAAGUGAAAGAGAGAAAGUAAUUAUUACAGUUUAUUACAUGUUUUGCAGUAGAUUACUGAAUUAUAACGGUUAAUUAUAUUCUGAUAAUUUCACAGUAAUGAUUACCAAAUAUAAUUUCACAGUAGCCGAACUAUAUUUGGCGUAAAAACAAAAUAUUUAUCAUUAAUGAAUGUUUUUUUCAGCGGAAAUGUAGUCAAUCAUAAUAAAAAAUGUACGUGAUAACUGUAGUUCGUAAAUAUUUACGAACGUUGUGCUGAAAAACAUCUAAAAUCUAAAAAUAAUCAUGGAAUUAUAUUUUGCUUCAACAUUGUGACGUCAUUAUUUGAUGACGUCAUGAAGAUAAGAGCAUGACGUUACGCGGCAAAAAUCAGUAAAAUGGUGUAAAAAUCGUUAAAAAAUCAUGAAAUAAACAGAAAAUUUGUUUGUUUUACAUGUAAGAUCAAAUAAUAUUUCACUCGUGAACCCCAGCUAUUAUAUUUUCA